Bipolaris zeicola 26-R-13 is the source of this 2490-nucleotide messenger RNA. RefSeq lists its product as uncharacterized. The coding region runs from base 1 to 2490 and encodes 829 amino acids. Gene Ontology annotation, biological process: protein ubiquitination; ubiquitin-dependent protein catabolic process. Lineage: Eukaryota; Fungi; Ascomycota; Dothideomycetes; Pleosporales; Pleosporaceae. The transcript has 4 exons. Gene Ontology annotation, cellular component: Cul3-RING ubiquitin ligase complex. Gene Ontology annotation, molecular function: ubiquitin protein ligase binding. The record is from RefSeq and is a predicted model, not a curated record.
AUGAUUGCAGGACGGGGCAGGCAGCGGAUAAGGCCCCCACGAAGGGGUCUACAUGGCGAUGAGAUUGAUUUCGAGAACACAUGGGGCACCAUCGAGGCGGCCUUUCGCGAAAUACAUACAAAAAAUGCAUCUAAGCUGUCAUACGAGGAGUUGUACCGCCACGCCUACCGUAUCGUCCUCAAGAAGAAGGGCGAAAAUCUAUACAAUAAGGUCCACGAAUUCGAGAGCAACUGGCUGAGCACCGAGGUCCGCAGCACUAUCCAGCAACUAAUAUCCCCAAACCUCCUCGUAAAUCCGCAGAGUAUAGGCGGAACCACGCCCAACGAGCGACGCGUCGCUGGCGAAAAGUUUCUAAAGGGACUGCGGCAGGCAUGGAGUGACCACCAAAUCUGCACAAGCAUGCUGGCAGACGUGCUCAUGUAUAUGGAUCGUGUCUAUUGUGCCGACCACCGCCGACCCUCUAUCUACAACGCUGCCAUGGUUCUGUUUCGCGACGAGAUUCUAAAUUCGCCAGUAUCUCCAUCCGACGCUCGCACUAUUCUCGGCCUGCUAAGUUACAUCAUCCUCGACCAGAUCCAGAUGGAACGCGAUGGCGAUGUCAUUGACAAGCAACUUAUCAAAUCCUGUGUAUGGAUGUUGGAAGGCUUGCAUGAGGCUGACAUAGAAUCCGAAGAACAACGAUUAUACAACACUUCAUUCGAGAAGGAGUACUUAGAGACAAGCAGCACUUUUUACCGGGGCGAAUCCGAAUUGUUGCUACGCGACUGCCAUGCGGGUGCAUAUUGCAAACAUGCGCGACGAAGAAUUUACGAGGAAGACGAGCGCUGCAAGCAGACAUUGCUAGAGAGCACUGGACCCAAGAUUCAGAAGGUAGUGGAGGACGAGUUGAUCAAAAACCGCAUACACGAGCUUGUCGAAAUGGAGAGUGGCGUGCGCUUCAUGAUUGACAAUCAUAGGCUUGAAGAGCUAAAUCUCAUCUACGAUCUGAACAGGCGUGUAGAUGACAAGAAGAUGGAAAUCACUCGCGCCAUUCAGCAGCGCAUCGUGGAUAUGGGUUCGGAUAUCAACAAGGAUGCAAUUGCCGCGUCGCAGGCGCCUGCUGUUGUGCCCGUCGCCGAUCCUGCUGACAAGGCCAAGGGCCCUGUACAAGAAAAGAGUCUGAACCAGCAGACAGUCGCUGCGAUCAAGUGGGUUGAGGAUGUCCUUGCACUCAAAGACAGGUUUGACAAAAUCUGGCGAGAGUCUUUUGAGUCCGAUCCAUUGUUACAGCAGGCGCAAACGCAGAGUUUCACUGACUUCAUCAACUCUCCAACCUUCCCACGCUCAUCAGAGUACAUCUCUCUCUUCAUCGACGAGAAUAUGAAAAAGGGUAUCAAGGGCAAGACCGAGUCUGAGAUCGACGCGGUUUUAGAAAAGGCCAUUAUACUACUGCGAUAUGUUCAAGACAAGGAUCUCUUCGAGCGCUACUACAAGAAGCAUCUAUGCCGACGAUUGUUGAUGAACAAGUCGAUCAGCAACGAAGUCGAAAAGCAGAUGAUUUCAAAGAUGAAGAUUGAGCUCGGCAACAACUUUACGCUGAAGCUAGAGGCCAUGUUCAAGGACAUGACCAUUUCCGAAGAGCUAACCGCUGGCUUCAAGAAACAUGUUGAAGGAUUGGGCGAUAAGGACCCAAAGCGAAUCGAGCUAUCCAUCAACGUGCUUACAAGCAUGACAUGGCCUCUUGAGACAAUGGGUGGCGCAGCUGCCGACGAAGAAGAUCAGCGGCCACGGUGCAAUUACCCUGCCGUUAUUGAUAAGCUCAGGCGUGGAUUUGAGAAGUUCUAUAGCCAGAAGCACUCUGGCCGACAACUUACCUGGCUAGCCAACAUGGGUUCGGCAGACAUCAAGGCUGUUUUCCCCAAAGUACCGCAAAAGGACGGCUCGUUCAAGGAGCGUCGUCACGAGCUUAACGUGUCAACAUACGGCAUGGUUAUCCUGCUCUUAUUCAACGAUCUCGCUCCAAAUCAACACAUCACUUUUGAGGAGAUCCAGGCACGGACCAACAUACCACCUAGUGACUUGAUCAGAAACCUUCAGUCGCUUGCUGUAGCGCCAAAGACGCGUAUUCUAGUAAAAGAGCCCAUGUCCAAGGACGUGAAGCCUACCGAUCGCUUCUUCUUCAACGAAGGCUUCCAAGGCAAGUUUGUCAAGAUCAAAGUUGGCGUCGUUAGUGGAGGAAACAAGGUUGAGAGUGAUCGCGAGCGGCGAGAAACAGAAAAGAAGAACGACGAUUCGCGAGGCUUCUGUAUCGAGGCUGCUGUUGUGCGAAUCAUGAAGCAACGCAAAGAGCUAUCGCAUCAACAACUCAUGUCAGAGACGCUCAGCCAACUGGUUGGGCAGUUCAAACCUGAGGUCAACAUGGUCAAGAAGCGUAUCGAGUCGCUUAUUGAACGUGAAUACCUUGAGCGCAUAGAGGGCGCACAGGUUGACUCGUAUAGGUAUUUGGCGUAA